Messenger RNA from Eremomyces bilateralis CBS 781.70, 301 nucleotides. RefSeq lists its product as uncharacterized. The transcript has a single exon. NCBI's taxonomy places the organism in Eukaryota, Fungi, Ascomycota, Dothideomycetes, Eremomycetales, Eremomycetaceae. The coding region runs from base 55 to 255 and encodes 66 amino acids. The record is from RefSeq and is a predicted model, not a curated record.
GGAGAUGGAGCAAGUGUGUUUCACGAGAGGAGCUGAGCUAAGCAUCAUUAUAAGAUGGUUAUUCUCAACACCUCCAUCUCCGUCCGACCGCCGGACGGAUUAGUAUCUAAGAGAUGGAGUAUACUCAUGCUAAGUGUACCCUUUAUAUCUCGACCCAGCGGAAAGAAGUCCAUAUCCAUGAUUACAAGCCCAUUCACUACCAUCACACCGCAUAUCAAUCUGGUCGUUGCUCGUGGUGCUCUUAGCAUGCUCUGAGCAUGUUCUAUCCACCAGACCGCUUGACCCAAAAAUACUAUGCAGC